AUGAAGUUAGUCAGGUUUUCUACCAUAUCUAUUCGUGGCAUGACGUGCAAUUCAUGUGUCCAGCUUAUAGAAUCAGUCAUCAACAAGCAGUUCAAUGUGAUUUUUGUCAAUGUCUCCCUUAAAUUUGAACGCGCGAUUAUUAUCUACGAUGAAGAAAGCAGUAUCACUCCUGAGUGUCUUGCAACCACCGUCAAUAAUAUGGGUUUUGAAGCAAAACCAAUUUUUUACGAAAUGGAGACAUUUCCUGACUGUUUGGAUAAAACCAGUGGUAAAGCUUUAGAGACGUGUUUAUAUGUUGAAGACCUUAUUUCCACUGACUGUGAAGAUAGGAUUAAUCAAUCUCUUGUAUGUUUACCUAAUUUAGUCACUUUUCGGAUUAAUACAUCAUCAUCUACUGUAGAAAUAUGGCACUUACAGCAAGUAACAACAUCUGAUUUGAUAGAUUGUGUCAGUAAGGCAGGAUUUAAGGCUAUUACGAAACCUCAAACAGUUUCUAUGUGCACAGACGUUUCAACUUCAAAUAACAGUAGAAUUCCAUCAUCAAUGAAAUCUGAAUGUCUGUCAACUAUUCAUCUAUCUAACAAAGCGAAUUUGCAAAGUUUUCAUCAAAAUCUUUUGAUUGUCAAAGUUGACGGAGUAAUUAAUACUAUUAAAUUACAUGAACUACUUCAAGCAUAUCUUGAUUCCAUGAAUCUUUCAAACUGUGAUUUGCAUGUUUUGGCUUCGUCUCAGAAUGGAAUGUUGUUAACUAUCAAUAUUUUAUCUCCUAUUCCUUGUGACUCUUCAAAUAAAGGUGUUCGGCUAGUUACAGUUAAUUUAAUGAAACAAAUUUCUGACUUUUUAACUUCUAAACAAUAUCCAGCUGCUCGAAUAAAAUUGCUUAAUUCAGUUACAAAUAAAUCUGAAGUGUAUAGCGUUUCUAACCAUGGUGAUCAAAAUGCGACAAAUGAUCACCCUUCUAGAGACUAUACAAGUAAACUGGAUAGUUACGAAAUCACUGUUUCCAUAUACGGAAUGCACUGCCAUUCAUGUGUACGAAAAAUUGAAUCUUAUUUCAACGAAGAAUCAGUUAAGCAACUGUACAAUAUAAAGAAUUGUUCUGUUUCACUAUCAGAUAAAGAGGGCAAAUUCACACUGGCGAAGAAUUCAAAGGUACAAGCGUUAACCCAGGAUGAUUUGGUUCACAUCACUUCAGAUCUAUUGGAGAUUAAUGUUGACAAAAUUCAUUUAGAAUUACAAAAGCUUGGGUUUCAAACAUCAUAUGUUACAAGUGAUUCAGCAAAUGUGGACAUUCUUCCUUCUGAUCAAAAUGAUCAACUACAACUUUCAACUACAGUAAAUUAUUUAUCUGAAGUUCCAUUAAACGAUUAUCUACCUAAUACCAUUCCAUAUUCAUCGUCAUCAUCAUUAUUAUUAUCUAAAAAAAAUUUGUGCACAAAUCCUACUACUACCACUACUACGUUAUCCAACUCUAAUGGUCAUCUAUCAACAUCCUUAUCAUAUCAAACUAAUGGAAUAAAUUUAAAUGUACAUCAUAAAAAAUGUUAUUUACAUGUUACAGGAAUGACUUGUAGUUCAUGUGUACAUAAUAUUGAACAGAAUUUAUUAAAAUUAAAAGGUGUUCACUCUGCUUUGGUUGCAUUAAUUGCUAUGAAAGCAGAAAUCAUCUAUGAACCUACUUUAAUCACUGUUAAACAAUUAAUUAAAAAAAUCGAAGAAUUAGGUUUUUCUGCAACAUUAUUAGAACAACAUGAUAAUUUACAUGGAAAUACUGGACGGGGAACUAUUCAUUUCACGAUUCAUGAACUAUCAGCUAAUCCUUCUGAAUGUACAACAAUUGAAUCUACACUAAACAAAAUUAAAGGUGUAUAUAGUGCUUCUUUAGACUUAAAAACAAAAUGUCUUCGUAUUGUAUACAAUCUGAAUGAAAUUGGACCUCGUGAUCUGAUAAAACAAAUUGAAAAUUUAGGUUAUCAACCAGUUUUAUGUCGACCUGAACAGAAUUUGCAUGAAUCAAGUUCCUUACUUAGAUGGCGUAGUUCAUUUUAUUUCAGUUUAGUUUUUGCUAUUCCAACAAUGAUGAUUAUGAUUAUUUUCAUGUUAUUAUGGCCACAUUAUGUACCAGAAAGUUGUCCAGUACAUUUUCGUGAAAUAUCAAUUAAUGGUCAACAACAACAGAAUGUUCUAAAUAAUUCAAAUAUUACAAACGAACAUACAAUACACUAUUUUACUACGCCUAUGAUAAUACCUGGAUUGUCAGUUGAAAAUAUGUUAAUGUUCUUAUUAGCUACACCAAUACAGAUAUUUGGUGGUCGCUAUUUUUAUAUUCAUGCAUACAAAUCAUUAACACAUGGUAUAGCAAAUAUGGAUGUUUUAAUUGUAAUAGCUACAACGAUUUCAUAUUUAUAUUCUGUCGUUAUUUUAUUAAUUGCAAUAUUGAAUCGCUGGCAGCAUAGUCCACGUACUGUAUUUGAAACAUCACCAAUGUUACUCGUGUUUGUUUCAUUAGGUCGUUGGUUAGAGCAUAUUGCGAAGGGUAAAACAUCCGAAGCGCUUACUAAAUUACUCUCCUUACAUGCUAAAGAAGCUACUCUUAUUGACUUAUCACCGACAGAAAAACAGAAAUUAGAAGAUACCUUACAACAGCAAACAAAAAAUUUACCGACAAAUUUAUUUGCUAGUGGGAUUGAAAAACGUAUCCCAAUUGAAUUGGUUCAUCAAAACGAUAUUAUCAAGAUUCUUCCGGGUGAAAAAGUUCCUGUUGAUUCUGUCAUUUUAAUCGGAUCCACAUCAUGUGAUGAGUCGUUGAUUACUGGAGAAAGUAUGCCAGUCGUUAAAAAACCAGGAUCAGAUUUGAUUGGUGGUUCUAUCAAUCUAGCUAGUAUUGUAUGGGCCAAAGCAACUCAUGUCGGUGAGGAUUCAGCCUUAUCUCAAAUCGUUCGUCUUGUUGAAGAGGCACAAACUUCGAAAGCACCAGUACAACAGCUUGCAGACAAGAUUGCUGGUUAUUUUGUUCCAUUUAUUUGUUUAGUGUCAUUGACAGUUUUUAUUUUAUGGAUCACUUUAGGCUUCUUGGUACCGACAACCAUAAAAGGCUAUGAACCUGGUUGUUCCAUUCCCCUGUUAGCUAUUGAUCAUGCUUUUCGUAUGGCUAUCACUGUAUUAACCAUAGCUUGUCCAUGUGCUCUUGGCUUAGCCACUCCAACAGCAGUGAUGGUAGCUACCGGGACUGGUGCAUUAGCUGGUAUAUUAAUAAAAGGUGGUCAACCUUUAGAGAAUAUGCAUAAAUUAACUACAAUAUUAUUUGAUAAAACUGGAACAAUCACUCAAGGCCGACCACAAGUUAUCCGUAUUGUCAUGUUCAUACCACCUAGUGGUGAAAUGGAGAGAUCCACAGAAGUAAACAAAUACCAAUCACCAGAUCAAAGUUCACCAUUAUCGAUCUCUUCAUAUAAACCGCAACUCUGUUCAAACAUAUCACCUAGUCGAUUUUUAUAUCUUAUCGCCAGUGCAGAAUCAACAGUACAACAUCCUCUUGCAAAUGCUCUACUUAUUAUAGCACGUACAUUUCGUCGAUUUGCAUUAUCAUUUAAUUCAGAUGAAUUAUUAUUAAAUACAUCAAAAGAUGGAGUAAAUUAUCAGAAUACUCAUAAUAGUAAAAUGAAUUAUGAUUUAUCUAAUGACUUUGCAAAGAUUUCUCAAAUUAGAACUUCAUCUGGACUAGGUGUUCAAUGUAAUGUUGAUCUAUUACCGUAUGAUUGUCCACCAGGUCCGGCAUUGCCGAAACCUUUAGAUGUUAGAAGUAAUAGUUUCAGCAAUCAGUAUACUGAAUUAGAUAUUAAUGCAGCAUUACAAAUGAAAUUAACUUACAUAUCAUGUAUGUGGCCGACAAAAAAUACGCCUUCUACUGAGAAUAACCUUAUUAAUGGGGAUCAUGAUGAAUUGAAUAAUAACAAUAAUAUUAGUUUUCAAAAGUUUAAUGAUCUGUUGUCUGAUCAAUCUAUGACAUAUCCGGCUAGUUCUCAUUCUACAGUCAAUGAAUUAGAUGAGUAUCAGGCAUUAGGAGAUUGCAAAGAAAGUGUACAACAGAAAAUUAGUACAAACAAUGAUAUCAUCACUUCUCAACAGCAACAACAAAGACACUUUUUAAAUGGAUCAGAAAGAAUUGAAUGGGCAGACUCCACUAAAGGUGGUGUUCAUUCUGUACUGAUUGGUAAUCGUGAAUGGCUAAAACAAAACAACGUAAUAUUGCCCAUCAUUUUAUCCAAUGAAUACCUACCGGAUGGACGUGAAUCAAAUCGUCAAACUGCUGGCUAUUGUAACAUCCCAACAUUGGACUCACUAGUUUCAGCUGAUGAAUCUCAAGGUCACACAGUCGUUUACGUCGCCAUUGAUAAUAUUCUGGUCGGUCUAGUAACAAUUUCUGACCCAAUUAAACCGGAAGCUGAUUUAAUCGUUGCUGCACUACGCCAUCGUGGUAUACGUGUAGCUCUAUUAACUGGUGAUAAUUAUCGUAGUGCUAAUGCAGUCGCACAACAAAUCGGUAUUGAUGAAGUCUAUGCUGAAGUGUUACCUGGUCAUAAAGCGGAUAAAAUAAAAGAAUUACAAAAUUGUACAACUGUUCGUAGAAGAAAUAAGAGAAAUUCUACUAUGAUGUCAAUGACGAAGAUAAGAAAUAAAAAACAGAAUAAAAUGAAGACAACGAAAGGUUGUAUUUCAGAUAAUACUGAUUGUGUAACGAACAUUGUUGGAGAUGAACCGAAUUGUCAAAUCUUCAAUUCGAAAAUAUCAAAUAAACCAAAUCAUUCCAAACUCAAAUCAUUAAAGAAAACGAUUCCAAAUAAUAAUAAUGGUAAUUCAUCUUGUCAUAAAGAAAAUGAAUUGAAUUUAUCCAAUGAAGAAUUAACUGAUGAUGAAUUUAAUCAUACUAUUCAAAGUACACAGGGUAAAUAUAAUGAAAAAUCUGUAAAAACUACUUUAUCUAUUAAACAAUUCAUUAAACAGUGUAUUAAUGUAAUAUGCUGUUUUACUAGUCAACAUUAUAAUUAUUAUUCUACUUUUGUAAAAUCAUCAAAUUCUUUAACAAAACAUCAAAAUAAUUCUUUUCAUCAACGUCAAAUAGAACGUCAUCAUAAAAUGAAAUAUCGAAAAAAUAAUUUACGUGUAUCACUUAAAAAAUCUCAACGUCAAUAUGUUGCAAUGAUUGGUGAUGGUGUUAAUGAUAGUCCUGCAUUAGCUCAAGCAGAUGUCGGUAUAGCUAUUGGUUGUGGUGCAGAUGUUGCUGUUGAGACUGCUGAUGUUGUACUUAUACGUAAUUCAUUAAUUGAUGUAGUUGGUGCUAUUGAUUUAUCGAACAAAACUGUACGUCGAAUACGAUGUAAUUUUAUUGCUGCUACAUUAUAUAACCUGAUAGGAGUACCUGUUGCUGCAGGUUGUUUAAUGCCAUUCGGCAUCGAAUUGACACCAUGGUUUGCAUCAGCUGCAAUGGCAGCUUCAUCUCUUUCUGUCAUAUUUCUUUCAUUGCUUUUAAAACGUUGGCAAAAACCAACUCCAGCAUCUCUUAUCUGUCCAGAAUAUGUGAAAUUCCUUAAUUCACGAUCAUAUGAAGCUAAGAUUAAAUCCGGACAAAGACGUGAUAGCCAACUUUCAUCAGGACUGCAUAGUUUGACCGAUAAAGUAUUAUCAUUACGUGAUAAUUUACGCACUGUACUUACUCGUCAUCGUAUUUCACCAAUACACACUAAUAUUGAAGCAGUAGAUAAUCAAAAUUUACUCGAUACCUACAAUAAUGACGGUGACAAUGAAUCCGAAGAUGAAGUAAUGAAUACACAAAAUCCUUUCAUUGAAAAAUCAUUUAUUUCAUUAGGUACACAAAGUUUUACUGAUAAUCAGAACAAUAUUUCUCUGGAGAUGCGAAAAGCGCGUAGCUGGAGUUCUCGAACAUGUCGAUAAUCAUUUCUAUCAUAUUUUUUUCCAAAGAUUAGUUUUCUCUGUUUUUGUAUCGUUUGAUUGGAUGAAUAGAUGUUAGUACCUAACUGCUUUUUUUUCUUACCCCAAACUGAUUUAAAUAUAUAAUCUAUGAUAUAUUCCUACAGGUCAGUCGAUAGUUGGCAUAUUUAACAGCCUUAAUGCAUUUCGUCUUGUUUGUCGAUUCUAUUUUCCUCACUUUUGGUGUCUCAUUGAUUCGUGUCAACUACACAAAUUCUCACUGCUUAUUUCGAUUGGAAUUACUCUGCUCGGUCCCUCGAUCUGUAAUCUUAUUCUAUUGUGUCUUCUAUUUUGCUUCCUUUAAUUUCUUACUAUCUGUAAAGUUGUUAAUGCAUCCAAAUAUCACUUUUUCAUAUUAUUCCUCUCCUAAUUUUUGUUUUCGCCCUCAAAUUGUGUUAUUUCUUUUUCUGACUAUUGUGAUAUACCAUUACUUACUGAUAGGAAAAUGUGUACAUGUUUGAAAAGGAAUAUUCGCUUUCUGUGAUUCCGUACAUAAUAUAAACUUAAGCAAACAAUAUUGGUGUUAAUAUUUUGCUUUUUUUUUAUUGAAUUUUGAAAAUAACAAAGUUAAUUUACUAU
Molecule: messenger RNA, 6567 nt
Organism: Schistosoma bovis
Lineage: Eukaryota; Metazoa; Platyhelminthes; Trematoda; Strigeidida; Schistosomatidae
Source: the annotation of a GenBank genome assembly